Messenger RNA from Plasmodium knowlesi strain H, 1368 nucleotides. RefSeq names its product conserved protein, unknown function. Lineage: Eukaryota; Apicomplexa; Aconoidasida; Haemosporida; Plasmodiidae. The transcript has 3 exons. Bases 1 to 1368 code for a protein of 455 amino acids. The record is from RefSeq and is a predicted model, not a curated record.
AUGAAAAUCGUUUCGAUCAUCUUAACCCUGUUACUUUUAUUCUUUAUCAAUUUAUUUUUCGUAAAGUCCAUAUACAAAAAUGAGCAGAGCUACAAUGUACCGCUCAAUGUUUUAUUCAGUAAGGGAAAGAACAUCAGGAAGAGGUUAUGCAAUGAAUGUUUUUUUAAAAAUGAAGUAAACCUGAUAUACAAUAGUUGCCGUGCUUUGGAGAGAGUAAACUACCAUAAGUUUAAUCGUAGCAAAAUUUUUUAUUUUGUAAAAGAAUCUCCAAAAUUUCUGAAGAGAUAUGUUAGCUUGAGGUCGGUGUCCAAAAUUUCAGACAUUCUAUCGGUUCGUUCUUUGACUACCUUUCUUUCGGAAAGAGCAUCUCUGUUGACUAACUCUUUUUAUCUGUUGGAGGGUACCUACAUAAAGAAUAAUAUUUUACGCGGCUUGGUUGGUUUCUUCGGGACUCUCGUGUUGCGCUUCCUGGUUGUGUACCUCGUCCAACUAGCCGCAUCCUUCCUCCUGUUCCACUACGUUAACAUCGUUUCGCAGAAGACGCAGGCCUACAUUUUAGAAGUGAGUGGGUCCAACUACUUCUCGAGGAUAAUUGGCUUCUUCCAACUGAACCUUGUGAAUUAUUAUUUAAAUGUGGCAGGUGAGUUUGUUCAAGCAAUACUCAUACGAGUACUCUUCAACCAGUAUGAAGGACACCUCAUCAAGACAAUCAUAUACAAUAGCUCCGACUACUAUAUAAACACCAGGCUCACAAAUAAGUAUCAACUCCUCUACCAGUGCACAAAGAAAUUCGUUCUCACACGUAUCAACAAGCUGAGUCUAUUUACCUUCAAUUACAUGCGCUACUUCGUGUUGACUAAUUUGUUCUUUAAAAUUUCCGGUGGCACGUACAACAAAUUUUCGCCGAGCGACGUGAAGAUGCCGGGUGUCUACUCCAACCCGAAAAAGAGCCUAAACAAAGACAUGAAGUAUGCCACGAAAAGGGAAAUAGAAGUUCUAAGGAGAUUCUGCAAGGAAACGGGAUGCCACACAUGUGGAGUCAGUUGCCACGACAGGUUCAUAGGGGACCACCAACCACCUGUACAAGUUAUUAAGGACAUGAUUCAAUAUUACAAAAAAAGGAAGUUCCUCCGAGCUAUACUCAAAUUUUUUAAAUUAUAUGACACCAAGCAGAGAUUAUAUCCCCAGUGUAUUCGGUGUUCACAGUUACAGUCUGCUUCUGUGAGGUGCAAAAAACAGCGGCUCAUUCCUCACUACAAUACCAUUAGGCUUUUCCAUGUUUCUUCUAUUUUUCACUUGGCACUGAAGAUGCUUCUCCUUACCCAGUGGAAUAAGAUAGUCUUUUGGGAUGGAGACAAUAUACGCUGA